AUGGGUGUCCGUCCCUUGGUUCGAAGGGCUCGCACGGUCUUCCAACAUCUGGCAUCCGGUGACGGAGAUUGUAUCGACGAUGAGACUAUUGAGCAACGCAUAGUCAGAGAAAAUCGAAGACAAGAAAAGGGUUCCUUGGAUGAUAGCGUCCAUCCGUCCAGAAGCGACAGCGGCUCGGGAUCAUGGAAUGACCAGCCGGAUGAGACCGUCCAACAUGGUGUUCAAGAUGUCGAGGCCGUGACUAUGACUUGGUCGAAGACUACCUUGAUCCUGAUUUUUGUCAAUAUUUGGUUCCUUUACUUUGUUAACGCCUUCCAAGCCACAAUUUCUGUCAGCUUGAAUCCUUACGUGACAAGUUCAUUCAAGGCCCAUUCACUCACAGCCGUACCUACUGCUAUAGGCGAUGCAUUUGCAGCUUCAACCUACCUCCCUAUGGCAAAAAUGAUGGAUGUAUGGGGUCGCGCAGAGGGAUUUCUCCUGACGAUCGUCUGCUUAACCAUCGGACUGGUUCUCAUGGCAGUAUGCGACUCUUUUGAGAUCUACUGCGCCGCCAAUGCGUUCUAUUAUGUUGGUUUCUACGGCUCUGAGUAUGCUAUCGACGUUAUUACGGCAGAUGCGUCGAGUUUGAGAAAUCGGGCCUUUGCAUACGCUUUUACCUCUUCCCCGUAUAUUAUUACCGCGUUCGCGGGGCCAAAGGUCGCGGACAUUUUCUACUACAACAUUUCCUGGCGCUGGGGAUUUGGUGCUUGGGCAAUAAUUACCCCCCUUUUCGCUGCGCCUCUAUAUACAAUGCUGAAAUACAAUCUGCAUAAGGCUCAAAAGGAAGGAUAUCGAGUUAAGAGACCCAGCGGUCGAACUUUUCUUGAGAGUCUCUGGCAUUGGACCGUCCAGUUUGACUUCUUUGGCAUCGUAGUGUUCACUGCUGGUCUUAUUUUGUUCGAACUCCCCUUCGAUAUCGCAGACUACGCACCUGAGGGCUGGGCUUCGGGCUACAUCAUUGCUAUGCUUGUCAUCGGCUUCUCGAUGCUCUUCUUCUUUGCGAUUUGGGAGACGUGGCUCGCGCCUGUACCGCUUCUCGAGUGGCGAUUGCUCACCGAUCGUACAAUUGUUGGUGCGGUCCUCUUGGAUGCCACCUACCAAUUAUCGAAUUACUGUUGGAGCUACUACCUCACAUCUUGGCUACAGGUCAAUAAUGACCUGACGAUAUCUACUGCCAACAUGGUUAACAAUAUCUUCGAUGUGAUUUCCGGUGUUCUCCUAUUGUUCCUUGGUUGGGCUAUCCGUGCAACUGGUCGUUUCAAGUGGUGUCUUUAUAUCGCAAUUCCUCUCUACAUACUUGCGCAAGGUCUGCUCAUUCACUUCCGUCACCCGAACAUGAGUGUUGGCUAUCAGGUGAUGUGCCAAAUAUUGCUUGCUAUCGGUGGCUCCAUCUUCAUUCUGGUGGAACAACUGGCCAUCCUAGCCGCAGUUGGCCAUCAGCAUGUUGCAACUGCUCUGGCCUUGUUAAACGUCGUGGGUACAAUUGGUGAUUCCACCGGGCUCACCAUCAGCACCGUUAUAUGGCAAAACACAUUCAUGAAAGCCCUUCUGCGAUAUCUUCCCGAGUCGGCAAUGCCAAACCUGAACAACAUUUAUGAAGAUCUCGUGACACAGACCAGUUAUGCAGUCGGAACUCCAACCAGGCUUGCGAUUCAAAAGGCAUACGCCUACUCUGAGCUCAGACUCCUUGCUGUCGGAUGUGGCAUCAUGAUUUUAGCAAUCCCUUGGACGAUUCUCAUCAAGGAUAUUGAUUUGAAGAGAAAGGUUCAGGUUAGGGGAACGGUAUUAUAG
Molecule: messenger RNA, 1830 nt
Organism: Penicillium waksmanii
Lineage: Eukaryota; Fungi; Ascomycota; Eurotiomycetes; Eurotiales; Aspergillaceae
Product: Major facilitator superfamily domain general substrate transporter
Exons: 4
Coding region: 1-1830 (609 amino acids)
Biological process (GO): transmembrane transport
Molecular function (GO): transmembrane transporter activity
Source: RefSeq, a predicted model, not a curated record